This is a messenger RNA of Prorocentrum cordatum, 3375 nucleotides long. NCBI's taxonomy places the organism in Eukaryota, Dinophyceae, Prorocentrales, Prorocentraceae. The record is from the annotation of a GenBank genome assembly.
AUGGAUUUCUUCAAUCUGGAGAAGCUGCUGGCUCAGGCGGGCAGUGCGAUCAUCUGUGGGCGGAGAGGCUUCGGCAUUGGCCGACGGUCUGGGGCAUCUGGAGUGGGCGAUGCGUUUCUUUGCGGGCUCGAUGUUUCCACGGCUUAUCCUGGGAAAUCAGUGUGGAUUCAUGAGGGCGGCCUCGAGGCCAUCGCGAUCGUCGACGCAAAAUCUGCGCAGGAUCGCGUCGACAUGAUCGGAUCCCCAGGGGGCCCUGAGGACCGGAGGCGCGCACGUUCGCGGCGCGGCGUCCAGACGGUUGGCUUCUCAGCGGCGGGAGAUCCCCAGACGGCGCGCAGCCUCUUCAAGGCCCUGGCAGAUGCCGAGACAGGCGGCCCAAGCAUGAUGAGCUGCGCGACGGCGUCGACGAGGAUUGUGGCAAAAUUUCCAGCAGGUGCACGCGACGACGGCCCGCGACGCAAUCAUAACUUCAAGGCGACGCUGAGUUACCACAACAGCACGAACCAUGUCCAAAUCAUGUGUCUGGCAGCCAUUGAGGAUGCCAGAGUGAGUCAAGUCUCGGAGGUAGAGCAGAACUGCGCGGACAAGGUCAGGGGCGGUUCGCCCAGCAAGAUGGACAUGCCGAGCGGGCGCGAGCACCUGGGUAAGGGCGCAAUGCAGAUCGGCGUCGCGAAGCAGGAAGAGACGGGCUGCGCCGAGAUCGAGAGGCCCGAGAUCGCGGACCAGGACCCCGCGCAUCAGGAGGCCACCGUCCACGCGGCCGUCGUUAAGCAAAGGGGCGGCGCCAUGAAUAAUCUCGCCCAGACCAGAGCUCUCGCCACGCCAAUGCCCAUGGAUCACAGCGCGAUCAGCAUCCCGGAGCGGUCUCUGGCUGCCAGCGCGGCGGCGCGGGCGCGGGCGCAGCCCGCGUCCAUGACGGUGUUCAACUUCUCGCGGAGGGUAGAUGAGGCCAAGACAGGCUUGAACGCAGGCGUAGCCGCUGACAGCACCUCCGAGGACCAUUCAGCAAUCUUCACUUCCCACGAACGGCGCCCGCGGGCCGCGCCCGCCGCCGCAGUGACUGGGGCUUGGGCUCUCGACGGGAAUGGGAGGCAGAGGGCGUUUUGUUUGGUGCCCCUCCGACGGAGCCCGCCGCGGCGCGCCGCGGAACCCGCGCCGCAGACCAGCCUGGCGCAGAUGGCGUGCCCAGAGGUGGGCCCCCGAGGCGGGCCCGGGGGAGCCCUCCGCGCAUCCGGGUGGCGCACCUGGGGGCGGACCUGGGCGGCGUGCAGGACCUGGAGGACCACCCUGCGACACUGGGGAGCACCCGGCGACCAGGAGGGCACGGGGCGGAGCUGGAUCGCGGGCCCGGAGGAGCACGGCUGGGCGCCGAGGGCCUCGCCGAGGGGCUCCCACGUGGUGCACAGCGCGGCCAGCGUGCAGGACAUGGACCGCCAGACGGAGCUGAGUCCGAGGGGCACGGGCCGUCGCUUCCUGCUGUCCAUGGAGUUCCAGGCAUUCAUGACCGUCGUCAUCCUCGUGGACAUUGGUGCGUUCGUGGUCGAGGAGGUCAGGGCGAGGCGAGGUCAAGAAGUCCCCACGUGGGCCCUCUGCAUCAACACUGCCACUCUGGUCCUAUACUCUAUGGAAAUCAGUGGCAAGAUGAUCUGUUUCGGUCUCCGCGGCUUCUUCCGAGAUCUAUGGAAUGUCUUCGACUUGAUCAUCGUGGUCGUCUCCGCCGCGUACAUUGGCCCAGGGCCCGGCGGCGAACUCGUCGCCGCCAGGAUGACCAAAGUCGUCUUCAGGUUUGUCAGGGGCUGGCUGUUCACAAUGCGAAUCGUGCUUCGCCUCAGGCCGCUGAGCCAGGCGGCCAAGCACAAGGUGUCGACAAACAAGAUGAGGUACGUCGAUGUGGAUAACAACUUCGAUCUGGAUCUCACCUAUCCGAUCGCGAUUUAAUAGCCAUGGGAGUGCCGGCCGUUGGGUUCCUCAACAUAGGCACGUUCGCGCGGAACAAUUUGAGCGAGGUGGCCCGCUUCUUCGAGGUCAACCACAGAGGGCAUUUCAGAGUCUACAACGCUUGCCCGGAGAUGCCAUACCCCGAGGAGCCUUUCAUUCGGGUCGGAGGUAGCAUGUCGUGCUUCCGAAUCCAGGACCACAGUCCGCCCCGCAUGGAGCAAUUCAUCACAUUCCUUGCCGACGCGCGCGAGUUCCGCAGCAGAUCAGAGGACAAUUCGGCGGCGAGCGAGGCGGGGAAGUGAGAAAGAGAAGGUUUUCUCAGAAGGCGGCGGGACUUAUCAGAAGCCCUCGCGCCUUCUGAGAGGUUUUUGUCUGUCUUCGGCGGAAGGCUUAAACACUUCUCGGAAGACCGGGGAACUUCUGAGCCUUCUGAGAAGGCCUGCACCUUCUCACUUCCCCCCGGGCGCGCCGCCGAACAAUAUCAUCACGGUGCAUUGCAAGGCGGGUAAGGGGCGUACGGGUUCUUUGUGUUGCGCUUGGUUGCUUUACGCCAAGAGGCAGAAGACGGUGGACAAGGCUCUCAAGAUGUUCGCGCAGAGGAGAACCGACACGCGCAUCGGCAAGAAGCUGCGCGGUGUGGAGACACCGUCACAGGUCAGGUACGUGAACCAGGUGUUCCAGCAUUUGCAGAGGACGGAUGCAUGGUUUCACAGCCCAGCGCCGCCACCACCAGUCCCCACCCCUACAGCCACCUUGCAUAGGCUGAGAAUAGAUAGAAACUUCUUCGCGCAUCCAGAGAAGGUAACAGGCUUGCGCGUGUUGGUUCAGUGCUUCGAGGACUGCAGCAAUUUGACGGAUCCAGUGUUGGAGACGGAGGCGUUCGCUCCCAGCGAGUUGAGUGUGAGGCUGAACGACGUCGUUGUCAGAGGAGACGUCCGCAUCUCCCUGUUCGAAGACGAUGGGGAGGCUUUCAGUGCCCGUGAGGCGAUGCUGGCGGCGCCCGACAAUUUCAUGCAGGCCAGGAGCCUCUUGGCGUCCUUCUGCUUCCACACUGGCUUCAUGUACAGCAACGAGGAGGCGCCGCUGAGUUCCGACUUGUCCUGCGGACGCACGUUCACGGUCGACGUUUCGCAGAUGGACAAGGCUCACAAGAAGAUUAAGACCGAUAAGCGCGACGGGCGUUUCAAUAAAGGCGCUACGAUGGACCUCGGCUUCUCUGGUGGCUAUGUCCCCCCGCAUGAGACAGGCAGGUGCGACGCCGCUUUAGUAGCUACUGAGGCGCGCAGUCUGCAGGCAGGUGCGCGGGAGAGCUCCUUCAGUUCUUUGUCCUCUGCCGCCUCCUCCUCCGCCCCCUCCUCCUCCUCCCCACCCCCCUCCACCCAGAAUCAUGACAGAGCGGUGUCCAUUGAGCUAGCCCCGGUUUCGGCAAGAAAAAAA